AUGGGAGACAUUGCGGUAGAGAGCUUUGAGGCCCGGCACAUUAUCGAUGGCCUCCAGGGCCAUGACACAGUGGAAACCUUGAUUGUCACGUUAGAAUCAUGGGUUUUGCAGGCUGUGGAACAAUUCAAGAGCAACAACGGAUUGCUCAAGGUAGGGAGCACAGGUGAUGUUUCCGAUAAUGGUUUUGAUGUGAAUAUUCAUCUCGACGGGGAAGCCCGGGACAUGUUGACGCAAUGGCGAGGGGAAGUUCGCCAGGCAGUGCACAAAUACCACGAGGCUGCGUCCGAUUGUUCAGUUUCUUUAGUGUUGGAGGGCAGCCCUGAAACUGGCCGCCCCGACACACUCCUGGUCUUGAGACUUUUGGGGAAGAGUCAAGCUUUGGUACAGGAAGAAGCGCCCAAGAGCCUGUGCCAAGAGAAGAGCUUGUGCCAAGAGGGGAGUUUAUGUCAAGAGAAACAGUGUUCUCCGCUUCUGGAGAUUAUUUGUCAGACCCAUCCAGAAGGGUUGGAAUUUCAUGUCGCCUCGCCUCUCCCAGAUGGAGUGCGAGAAUUCAUACAAAGUCUGGAUCUGCGGGUUCGGCAGUCCGUUGCCGACCUCACUUUCACAAAUGUCUCGGCAAACUCGACGUCUGCUCCAUCAGACAAUGAGCUCAAGACAAUAUGGGCUUGGAACUCCACAGUCUCCGCGAUAGUACCGAGAUGUGUUCACGAUAUUAUCGCCGAACAAGUCACCCGACGACCAGUUGCGCCAGCAGUCUCUGCCUGGGAUGGUGACCUAGACUAUCAUCAGCUGGACAGAAGCUCGACUCGACUAGCUCAUUACCUAGUGCAUCUGGGAGCUGGGCCGGAUGAUAUCAUCCCCCUCUGUUUCGAAAAGUCCAAGUGGAUGAUGGUAGCCAUCUUGGCAGUAAUGAAAUCCGGGGCAGUCAUCGCUGCCUUGGACCCAACUCAGCCCGAGUCUCGUUUGCAGACGAUCGUGAAACAGCUACAACCACGCUGGAUCCUUGCAUCGCCAGCGCAGAUCGAAGUGGCCACUCGUCUGGAAACCAAGGAUGUCAUUCUACUUGACGAAACCCACCUACAACGACUGCCAGAAUCCGAAAGCCAAGACCUUCCGCGCGUUGAUCCCUCGAGCAAUUUGUACAUAGUCUUCACGUCCGGUAGCACCGGAACGCCGAAGGGAGUCAUGAUCAAUCACACCAACUUUAGCAGUGCCAUUGCCCACCAAAAUGAGGCACUUGGGAUCAACGAAACGGCACGGGUCUUCGAUUUUUCUUCCUACGCCUUCGAUCUAUCCUGGGGGAAUAUCAUACACACGUUCGCUGUCGGUGGAUGUCUUUGCAUCCCGUCUGAAAUCGAGCGCCGAGGAAAUAUCACCGAGGCAAUUCGCAGGCUUGGAGUGAAUCAUCUCCAGCUGACCCCUACCGUUGCUCGCCUCAUUGACCCGCAAGAGAUACCCGACUUGCGAUUGAUUCUCUUGAUCGGAGAAGCAAUGACUCAAGCUGAUGUUGCUCAAUGGACACCACACUGUACACUAAUUAAUUCAUACGGGCCCGCCGAAUGCACGGUGGCGGUGACCUUCCUGACAAUCCCUCAAGGCACAGCUUGGGAUUCAAGUAUGGGCAAAGGAGUCGGUUGCAAUACCUGGAUCGUCGAUGAAGCCCAUGGGGAUACGUUAGUCCCUCUUGGUCACACAGGAGAGCUGUGGCUCGAGGGACCUCUGGUCGGACAGGGGUAUUUCGGAGACCCCACGAAGACCGCAGCAAGUUUUGUGGAGGAUCCUGCUUGGCUGACGCAGGGAGGUCCUGACAUCCCAGGACGCCGAGGGCGGCUAUACAAAACUGGAGAUCUCGUGCGGUACAACCCGGAUGGCUCGUUGGUCUAUUCUGCUCGCAAGGACACACAGAUCAAGAUUCGGGGCCAGCGUGUCGAGCUUGGUGAUGUGGAAUACCAUCUCAAGCUUGCACUGCCCAGCAACAUUCCGUCCGUUGCAGCCGAGGCCAUCACCCCGCGCGGAAGCGAUGAUGCGAUCCUGAUAGCUUUCAUACCCGUCGGCGAAGCUGCAAGUGAGGAUGUUAAAAGAACCAGAGAGGUCCUUGGUAGCUGUAUCAAUGGGGUUGGGGGAUACCUGACCGAUCGACUGCCUAGCUAUAUGGUGCCCAGCAUGUAUCUUGCCGUCCCCGAUAUUCCUAUGAGCGCCACGGGAAAAACAGACCGAUUGCGACUCCGAGAGAUUGGAUCUUCUCUCACCCUAGAUCAGUUGACAAAGUUGCAGCCCUCACGAGCAGCGGCGAAUGAGGCUCCUCAGACCGAGAUGGAGCAGCGGCUUCAACAGCUUUGGGCGGAUGUGCUGCGCCUGGAUGCCUCUCAAAUUGGCACAAACGAGAGCUUCUUCCUUCUGGGAGGGGACUCAAUUUCGGCUAUGCGGGUUGCCGCCAAAUCCCUGUCGAGAGGAGUUCACGUAACGGUGCAAGAUAUAUUCAAGCACAAGACAAUCGCGAGUCUCGCGCGGCGGGAGAGUCAACCCGAUCAUCCGACCAAUCAGAGUCAAGGGCUGCGCGACAAGCCAUUUGGCCUGUCUCCCACUCAACAACUUUUCUUCAAUCACCACCAGGACAAACAUGGAUAUUCGAAUCAAAGCUGCUUCUUGCGCGUCACCCAGAUACAGCAGCCUGAUGCUGUGCGGGACGCCAUCCGUCUGCUCGUCGGUCGGCACUCGAUGUUGCGCGCUCGCUUUCACCAAGGCGGCGACGGAACGUGGAUGCAACAGAUCGCUCCAUGUACUGAUGAAUCAUAUAAGUAUCUGAAUCACCGCGUGCAAUCUUUGGACGAGGCCACUACGGCGCUCAACAAUAGCCAGCAGUCUUUAGACAUCCGUGCCGGUCCCUUGUUUGCGGUCGAUCUGAUCGACACCCCAGGCCAACAGCACCUAUUUCUCACAGCGCAUGUCUUGGUUAUCGACAUUUUGUCCUGGAAGAUUAUCCUGGAAGAGCUGGAAGAAUGUCUUGUGACUGGAACCAUUGCUCGUUCCUCUCCGCCACCCUCCUUCGAGACGUGGUGCCAACUCCAGGAAAAACACGUCAAGGAAAAUCCGAUUUCUGAUGAGAUUGCAGCAAUUGACACUCAGUUUCCUUGGGAAAAAUACUGGGGAGUUUCGCCAGGACUCAACACAUAUGGCGACGCCAAGGAGACCCGCUUCGCCCUCAGCCAGGAAACAACCGGCAACAUACUUGGACCAGCGAACCGCGCGUUCCAGACCCAACCAACCGACAUAUUCCUAGCGGCACUGUCACACUCGUUUACAAAGACCUUGACCGACAGAGAGCCUCCAAUCAUUUUCAGCGAGCUUCACGGGACGGAGUCAUGGAGUCCAACCAUCGACCAAUCCAGGCCAGUUGGCUGUCUUACCACCUUGACGCCCUUGCCAUUGGCACCAAACUCUGACAGAAACACUACUCCCAGACUCGUCCGUUUUAUCAAAGAUAGCCGGAGACAGAUACCCGACUGGUGCUCUUACCUCCCAUCCCGACACUUGAACUCCGCCGGCGGAGAGGAAUUCGGCAGCCAAGCCAGUCCUGAGAUUACUUUCAACUACCUCGAGCCCGAUAGAAGACCGGCAGACGAUAACGCGCUCCUUCAACCUUGCUCCAGGCCCCAGGACCUUUUGCCAGAUGUUGCAGACAACAUGGACAGGCUUUCCCUGAUCAAUGUUUCCGCAGAGGUCACCGGAGGGUGCCUGCAGUUUUGCUUCCAAUACACCAAGCAUAUACAGAAGCAGGGUGUUUUGACCAAUUGGAUUGCGGAAUUCGAGCGCUCAUUGGAGGAGAUGGCAACUCAGCUCAUCAAUAUGCAGCCUUGCUACACACUAUCCGACUUCCCCUUGUUGCCCCCUACACCUGCAAUGGGGAAGAACUUGGAGAGGCUUUCAGAGCUGGGGAUUUCGCAUGGCGACGUAGAAGACAUUUACCCAUGCAGCCCCUUGCAACAGGGUGUUCUUUUGAGCCAGGCAAAAAGCCCGCAUAUGUACUGGACCCGGGUACAAUGGACAGUUCGCUCUAGUCUAGGAGCAUCAUCCCCGGUGGACAGGGUCAGGUUUGAGCUUGCCUGGAGGAAGGUCGUGAAACGCCAUGCUGUGCUCAGAACUACAUUCACGGAUAUCGUUUCUUCAGAUGGUUGCAGUUACCAGAUGGUCUUGAAAGAAACCUCGCCCAGCAUUCACACGAUCCAGGGCGUGGACCCCGCAGAAGCGGUUGCAAUGUACAGAUCAGCCAGCGGGCUACAGCCGCGCCCAGUGCAUUCGCUCGUCCUUUGCCCAACUUCUCAUGGUGAUCUUUUAUGUGAUCUAGAGAUCAACCACGCCAUUAUAGAUGCCCUAUCCAUUCAGCUUUUGAAUCAAGAGCUGUGUGCCGCAUACGAUGGGAACCUCCGCACCGAGCCAGGGCCACUGUACAGUGAUUAUAUCCGGCAUCUCCAGACCUUGCCCACCGCAGAGGCGAAAGACUUUUGGCAGAAGCAAGUUGCGGACGCCCAGCCAUGUAUAUUCCCGACACUGAAUGAACCGGUUGCCCAAAAUACGGACACGGGAGCAAUUCACUCCCUGCCCAUCAGCCCUGAGACGAACUCCACCCUGCGCCAGUUUUGCAGAGCUAAUGACCUGACUCCUGCGAAUGUAGUCAGUUUGGCAUGGGCGUUGGUCCUGCGAACCUACACCGGUAGCGACUCUCUCUGUUACGGAUAUGUGGUAUCUGGACGUGACGUCCCCAUUCGCCACGUGGACCGAGCGGUUGGAACGUUCAUCAACAUGCUGGUGACACACGUGGAGAUCAAGAGCAACCCAACCCUUCUCACUGUGGCUCAAGAGAUACAGGAAUCGUACCUUAACGGCCUGAAAUACAACUACUAUCCCUUGGCGGAGGUUCUGCACACCCAAAGCACCGAUGGGCAGCCGUUAUUCAACACCGCCUUGUCCGUGGAGACUAGCAACGCCAGCCUUGCUAAGCCAGAAAUGGGUACCAUCGCGCUUGAGGAUGAGAAAGUGUUUGAUCCCCAUGAAUAUGACAUUGUCGCGUCGGUGCUACUGCUGGAUGAUAGACCUGAGAUCCUGAUUAACUACUCCGAGCACCUACUGUCAAAGCAGCAAGUCAGCGCAGUGGCUGACACAUUCCUCCAAGCCCUGGAAAACAUCAUCGUUCAUUCAGCGAGCGGCGUGGAAGAUCUCGAAAGAACCAUCAGCACUCAAGAUCUAACCACAAUCUGGGAGUGGAAUGCGAAUUUGCCGGAAAGCAUGUUGAGCUCGAUACCCGAAAUGAUUGCUGAGUGCGUGCAACAACAGCCAGACGCACUAGCAGUAUGUGCUUGGGAUGGAGAACUGACCUAUCGAGAACUGGACGAUUUAUCAUCCCGACUGGCACAUCAUCUUCUGGCCCGCGGGGUCAGGCCGCAUUCGAUCUUGCCACUGUGUUUUGAGAGAUCUCAGUCGGUGCCUGUGGCCAUGCUAGGCGCACUCAAGGCAGGUUGCGCAAUAACUACGAUGGACCCAGAGCAGCCAGAAGAGCGCUUACAGCUCGUGGUGAAGAAAGCAGAUGGUUUCAUUCUGACAUCUCCGGCCUGUCGAGACUUAGCAUGCCGCUUAGAGCUCGAGGCCAUUGUUCUGGAUGAACAAUCGCUCAGAGCCUUGCCUCAGCCCAACCUAUGCCCCUUACCAAAGAUCACCCCAACCGACAUGCUGUACCUAGUGUUUUCCUCUGGCACUACUGGGACCCCCAAAGGGUCCGUGAUGUCCCAUGGAAAUGCAUGUUCCGCAGUCCGCCACCAACAGGCACACCUAGGACUGCCACCUGCACCACGAAUGUUAGAUUGUUUGUCAUAUGCAUUCGAUGUUCCCUGGUUCAACUUCAUGCAUGCGUUUACCUCGGGUGGCUGUCUGUGUAUUCCCUCCGACAAACAGCGAAAGGACGAUCUCCCGGGCUGCAUCAGAACGCUGAAGGCCAAUUAUGUCCUUCUGACCCCAUCGGUCGCUAGGACAAUUGAUCCUGCAACUAUUCCUGACUUGAAGACCCUUUCCUUGGGAGGAGAGGCUAUCAGGGAGGAUGAUAUCACCCGAUGGCCCAAUCUCAGGCUCCUAGGCCUUUAUGGUCCAUCUGAGUGCACGGUCGUCACGACAAUUCACGAAUUCAAGGGAAGAAGAGACGAAGCCAGGACCUUGGGUCACACCUUUGGAUUGAAGGCUUGGGUGGUCAACCCUGUCGAUGGUAAAGGCCUUGCACCGCUGGGCGGGAAGGGAGAGCUCUGGGUCGAGGGUCCCCUCAUCGGACACGGAUAUCUUGGCGAGCCCGAGAAGACUGCGGCCAACUUUGUAGAAGACCCAAUCUGGCUUUUACGUGGUGCACCGGGCCACCCCGGACGAAGGGGCCGCGUCUAUAACACAGGAGAUCUAGUCCAAUCUCGCUCUGACGGCUCACUCCUUUAUAUUGGGCGCAAAGACACCCAAGUGAAGAUUCGGGGCCAGCGCGUCGAGCUGGCAGAAAUUGAACAUCACUUACAUCAGUCCUUGCCAGUCGGGGUCAAUGUGCCGCUGAUUGUGCAACUCGUCUGCCCUCAGGGUAGUUCGAACCCAGUGCUGGUGGCCUUCGUCCCAAUUGGAGAUGAGGCUUCCGGCCCACCCCACAUACUCAGAAAAGCACUGGGUCGGUAUACACAUGGAGUCGAGUCCCGCCUGACUCGGAGUCUUCCCAGCUAUAUGAUUCCUCGCAUGUAUUUCCCUGUUGCAGAGAUCCCUGUCACAACGACGGGAAAGACAGACCAGCGAAAGCUUCAGCAGAUGGCAUGCUCACAUACACUGGAACAACUGGCAGCGCUCCAGCCAUCGCAGCACAUGCGCCGUGCCCCCUCUACAGAGAUGGAAACGCGUCUCCAGGGAAUGUGGGCCGCUAUCCUGGAUAUAGACCCCGGUUCCAUUUCGGCAACAGACAAUUUCUUGCGUAUCGGAGGUGAUUCGAUUGGGGCUAUUCGGCUUGUUCGACUGGCCGCAGAGCAGAGCAUCAUCCUCACGGUGGCGGUUAUCUUCAGAUCUCCCACAUUAUGCGAUAUGGCGCAAGCGCUGAAGCUAGGAUCGGACUUCGUUCAAGAGGAAAUUCCCCCAUUUUCGCUUUUGAAAGCCGAGAUAGACACUUCGCAUGCCCAAUCACAGGUUGCAACGUUGUGCAAUCUAAGCGCGUGCGAUGUCAAGGAUAUUCUUCCGUGCACGCCUCUACAAGAAGGCCUCAUCUCUCUGACUGCAAAACGCCAGGGCGACUAUGUUAACCCCCAGGUGAUGCGUCUCAAUGACUGGGUUGAUGUGCCGCGCUUUCAAGAUGCCUGGAACCAAGUGAUCAUGCAAACCUCGAUCCUUCGGACCCGCAUAGUUGACCUUGAUGGACAAGGGCUGGUACAAGUGGUGACAACCCAGGUCCCUGAAUGGCAUUAUGGCUGCAGUCUAGACGUGCUCACUCAAGAACAUCUGAAUUUCCCUGUGACAUUUGGCACUGCCUUGGCCAGGUGUGGUUUGGUAGAUGGUGGUUUAGACGGGAAUCAGGAAAGGUACUUCCUGUUAACACUCCACCAUGCACUAUAUGAUGGAUGGUCAUUGUCACUCCUUCUGGCGGAGGUCAGCAAGGUCUACCACGGGACUGCAAGUGAUGGCCUUGCUCCUUUCAAUUCAGUGAUCAAGUACACCAGGGACCUCGGCGCCGAGGCCGAAUCAUACUGGCGAGAUACGCUGGAUGAUUUGGUUGCAGCACCAUUCCCAUCCCCACCAUCCCCUCUGUAUCAGACAUGUGCACGGGAUAUGCUGGAGCAUCAUGUUUCAGGGAUCAAGUGGCCAGAGAAUCAAAUCACGGCAUCAACAUCUCUUCGCACAGCCUGGGCAAUUCUCACAGCCCAUUACACUCAGUGCCCCGAUGUUAUCUUCGGGGCUACCGUCACCGGGCGGCAGGCCCCAGUACACCGCGUGGAACUAGUGGAAGGACCGACCAUCGCGACUGUGCCGGUCCGUGUGACUAUCCAGGAGAGGAUGAGCCUCAUCCAGCUGAUGGGGCAGGUGCAGGAGCAGUCCGUCGACAUGAUCCCCUAUGAGCAAGUUGGAUUACAAAGAAUCCAGAAACUAAGCACAGACGCCGAGAGAGCCUGCCAAUUUCAAACCCUGUUGGUAGUUCAGCCAGCACCGGACAGGACCAAGACUGAUGAACACGCCGCAAUCUUCCGCGAAGAGGACGAGAAUGGUAGCCAAGCGGCGCUUGGGAGCUUCAAUUCAUACGCCCUCCUGUUACAAUGUCAGCUGACAGCCACUGGUCUGUCCCUUCAGAUGAGCUACGACUCAGGUGUCAUGGGCGAACCGGAGGUGCAAAGGUUGGCCCUUCAGUUUGAACACUUGAUUCGUCUCCUGUGCGACCAAACCCAACAUCAAACUCCUGUUUUCCGUCUCAAAUCAAUCUGUGAAAAUGAUCUCCGGAGGAUCUGGGAGCUCAACUCGCCGGUGCCAGCCACAGUGGAAGAUUGCAUGCACGAUAUAAUCACCAAACAGGCCCAGCGGAAGCCAAUGUCCGAAGCUGUCGCAGCAUGGGACGGGAAUCUGACGUAUAGCCAACUAGACAGACUAUCCACCGACUUAGCUCAUGGCCUCGUCAACCAGGGGGUUGGUCCGCAUGCUACCGUAGCGCUCUGCUUUGAAAAGUCUAUGUGGACGCCCGUCGCAAUGCUCGGGGUAAUGAAAGCCGGUGGUGCAUCUGUUGCGCUUGAUAUCACACAGCCAGAGGAUCGUCUCCGGAAUGUGGUGAAUCAAGUACAGCCUGUGCUUAUUCUCAGCUCCUCGCACGCAAAGGAUUUGGCACAACUUCUCAUCAGCAAACCUGUGCUGGUUGUUUCUCAACACACCCUGGAUUCCAGCUCGCCGGACAGCAUAGAUGGUGCGAAAUUGCCUAUUGUCCAACCCGCAGACCGACUCUAUAUUUGCUUUACCUCAGGGAGUACUGGUGUUCCCAAAGGUUCGGUCAUGACUCACCAAAACCUAGCCAGUGCAGUUCACCACCAGCAGGACGCUUUCGGCCUCACCGAGUCGGCCAGAGUCUUAGACUUUUCAUCUUACGCGUUUGAUGCUUGCUGGUUGAACUUCCUUCACACGCUGGCAAUCGGUGCCUGCCUUUGUGUUCCCUCAGAUGAGGAGAGGAAAGGCGACAUUGCCGAGUUUGUGCGCCGCAUGGCCGUGAACUAUGCAUUCCUCACACCGUCCGCCGCCCGUCUGAUUAGCCCAGCCUCUGUGCCGGGCCUCAAGACCCUCGCACUCAUGGGCGAGGCGGUAGCACAACAAGAUAUCACGCAGUGGAAAGGCCAUGUCGAAAUCAGGAAUAUCUAUGGUCCUUCGGAAUGCAGCCUUGUCUCGACAAUUUUCGAUGUUUCGGGAAACAAGCACCACCCGAAAACUAUUGGCAUCGGAAGAGGAAUGUCCACAUGGGUAGUGGAGCCGGUUGAAAGCCUUCAAUUGUCGCCUUACGGAGCCAUCGGCGAGCUUUGGGUCGAAGGCCCUCUGGUAGGAUCGGGCUAUCUUGGACGUCCAGAUCUCACCAGUGUGUCGUUUUGCGACAGCCCCUCGUGGUUGCUGCAUGGCCAGCCCCCAGACUUCCUGGGCCGACCCAGCCGUCUCUACCGUACUGGUGACCUCGUCAGAUAUCAGCCGGAUGGAACUCUGCUCUACAUUGGCCGUAAAGAUGCCCAGGUCAAAAUUCGCGGACAGCGCGUGGAGUUAGCCGAAGUCGAGUACCAUCUGAACCAGGCCCUGCCCCCAGCCGCGGCGGAUGUGGGUGUGGCAGCCGAGGUCAUCAGCCCACAGGGAAGUGUCAAUCCAUUGUUAGUUGCCUAUCUAGCAAUUGGAGAAACCGCGCUGGGUCCACUGGAGACCGUCCGAGCAAAGCUAGCUCACUACACCCAAGGGGCAGUCGACCGCCUGGCAGACCGGGUGCCAAGUUAUAUGGUGCCCAGUCUCUUUCUGCCAGUGGACAGUAUCCCCAUCACAGUCGUCGGCAAGAGGGAUCGACGCCGACUGCAUGAGACAUGGGCCACUAAGUCCUUGGAAGAAUUGGCGGACUUGCAGCCAACUCGGGGCAACUACGAGGCACCGAAAACAGAUUUAGAGCGGCAAAUCCGUCUACUUUGGGCAGAUUGCCUGAAUAUCACCGCAUCUAGGAUCGGCAUUCACGACAACUUUUUCACUCUCGGUGGGGACUCGAUCUCUGCCAUGCAGCUCUCUGCAAAAAGCCGUUCGACCAAUCUCAACAUAGCCGUUCCAGACAUUUUCCGGUGCAAGACAAUCGCUCGACUGGCACUUGUUGUCUGUCCCUCAGUUGAUUUGAACGUGGUUCAUGUGCCAGAGGACCAGGGCGAGCCCUUUGAUCUCUCCCCCAUUCAGCAGAUGCUCGUCGAUACACAGCAUGGGGUUGCCAAUCAUUUCAAUCAAAGUUUCUUUGUGCAGGUGUGUCGGCCAGCCACACUCUCUCAGAUCAACGCCGCAAUGGAUGCUCUCGUGGCCCACCAUGGCAUGUUACGCGCUCGCUUCGAGUGCACUGGCGACAAUGUCUGGAGUCAACGUAUCCUCGCUCCUGGAACCCCAGGAAGCCAUCGCGUCAGUCAGCACGAGGUGGCAGGUUCUCAAGCUAUUUCGACGAUAAUAUCUCAGAGUCAGCUGUCUUUGGACGUGGAGAAUGGACCGGUCAUGGCCGUCGAACUUAUUAAUGCCCCCGAGGGCCAAUCCCUGUUCUUGGUGGCUCACCACAUGGUGGUGGACCUAGUUUCCUGGAGAAUCAUCCUGGGUGACCUGGAAGAUUUCCUGACCAAUGGAUCGAUAUCCGGAUUUACCUCGAUGUCCUUCCAGGCAUGGUGCAAGUUGCAAGCUGACCAUGCCCAAAGGAACUGCGAAAUGGAGUCGGUUCUUCCAUAUGGCACCUCACCUCUCCCACCCCUAGACCUGGCAUAUUGGGGUGAUGCCUACACUUCGAACAAUUUUGAAGAUGUGGUGACGGGACAAAUUGUCCUCAGCAAGCAAGUGACAGAAAGCCUGUUGGGGUCUGCAAAUACGGCUUUCGACACACAACCGGUGGAGCUCCUCCAUGCAUCUAUUUUGCAUUCCUUCGCCAACACAUUUUCUGACAGGCCAGCCCCAACAAUCUUUAGUGAAGGUCAUGGCCGGGAGCCAUGGACAUCUUCGAUCGAUGUUUCACGUACAGUGGGGUGGUUCACCACGAUGUUUCCUAUUGUUUCCACAGCACAGAAAGGCGACGACAUCCCCAGUUUCGUGCGAAGCGUCAAGGAUCUUCGACGCCAGAUGCCAGGAAAUGGCCGACCAUACUUUGCGUCUCGGUUCCUCAGUCCAGCUGGAAAGCAGGAUUUCCAGCUCAGCGGCCCCGUUGAGGUGAUGUUUAACUACCUCGGGCUUUAUCAGCAGCUAGAGCGGGAAGACGCCCUUUUCAACUUACGAAGUAUGCCAGAUGGGGUUGAUGACCUCUGCGAUAUCUCUGGAAAGCUGCCACGAUUUGCUUUGGUGGAUAUCUCCGCGUCGGUGGUGGAUGGAUGUCUGCACGUCGACUUCCUAUAUAACAAGCAUAUGCACCGCCAAGCCUCUAUCCGCGCGUGGAUCGAAGGAUGCGAGAACACUCUCCAGACAGCAGCGCAGGAGCUCCCUCUACUUCAGCCAAGCUAUACCCUGUGCAGCUUCCCCUUGCUAGGAAUGAAAGACACCGACUUGCCGACCCUCCAGCAGACUUUGACAGAGCUGGAUCUUUCUUAUGGGCAAGUGGAGGAUGUAUAUCCUUGCUCCCCUCUGCAGGAGGGAAUCAUCAUCAGCCAAAUCAAGAAUCCGUCACUUUACAAGACUCGGAUCCGGUGGAUGGCACGGUCUGUGCAGCCAAUGACACCUGUGGAUGUGAACCGACUUAAAAUGGCAUGGCAACAGCUGGUUGACCGACAUGCAGCCCUCCGCACUAUCUUCAUUGAUAGCAUCUCGGGCAGAGGGCUAAAGGAUCAGCUGGUGGUCAAAGAUCUCCAGGCAAGUGUACAUGUUGUCCAUCCCGCCCAAGAAGCAAGUUUGGAUGAUAUUCCCACAACAAAGCGAAAGUCGACCUCAACAUUAUAUCUCUCCCCAAAGGAAUCUGGAGUUUUGUGCGAGCUCUCUAUCGACCAUGCGUGUAUCGACGCUCAUUCUAUUGGCAUCCUUAAGGAUGAGCUUUGUGCUGCGUAUGCAGACGUUCUCCACUCAUCUAUUGCACCGCUUUACAAGGACUACAUCCAAUUCAUGCAGUCUUUGUCCACUGUGUCAGCUGAGCCUUACUGGCAAGACCAGCUCCAAGGGAUUGAACCUUGUAUAUUCCCACAUUUGAGCGACUCGGAUUCGGAGGAGCCACGAUCCCAAAACAAGAUUUCAACGACGUUUGGGCGGGAGAUGCACCUACAACUUCGCUCUUUCUGCAUGAAGCAUGGACUGACGCCGUCCAACGUUUUCCAUGUUGCUUGGGCAGUGGCACUGCGUGCUUAUACUGGCUUAGAUGACGUAUGCUUCGGCUAUCUUACAUCUGGUCGAAAUAUCCCUCUUCAAGAAGCUGAGAAGACUGUUGGCCCCUUCAUCAAUAUGCUCGUCAGUCGCGUUGACUUCGCCAGUGGACACUCACUUAAGGAAUUGGUACAGCGGAACCAAGAACAGUACCUGCAGAGUUUGGAGUUUCAACAUUAUCCGCUGGCGCACAUUUUCCACAUGACUGAUACGUUCGAGAAGGAGCUCUUUAACACUGCCAUGUCAGUCCAAGCCGGCGGAUCUGUGCCCAAAGACCUCAAAUCAGGGGUGAUACUUGAAGAUGAAGGAGGGGAUGAUCCAACUGAGUACGACAUCCUGAUAAACAUUGGGGUUGGAGACACAGAGACCGAAUUGAAUUUCAAUUUCAAUGAGUCGCUGAUAUCUGAACACUAUGCCAAGAGUGCCCUCGACGUGUUUCUGUGUGCAGUAAAUCAUAUUGUACAGCAUGGAGACCAGGCACCGCAUGAAACGAAUCUCAUCAGCGAUCAUGACCUCCAGACUGUCUGGGAUUGGAAUUCCUCCACAACAUCCCCAGUGAACCGAUGUGUGCAUGAGCUCAUCAUGGAGCAAGCAGAAAGGCAACCAGCAGCCGAUGCGAUCUGUGCGUGGGACGGCAAUUUCACAUACAAGGAGAUUGAUGGUCUAUCCACCCAGCUGGCAUUCCAGAUUCGCGAUCUUGGUGUCGGUGCUGGAGUCAACGUCCCUUUGUUCUUUGAAAAGUCUCGCUGGAUGUCUGUCGCCAGUCUGGCAGUAAUGAAGGCUGGUGGGACCAUGGUGAGCUUGGAUCCAGCUUUACCAGAUGAGAGACUACGAACUAUCAUCGAGCUGGCCCAACCUCUGCUCGUACUCGCGUCUGAAAGAACUCAUGUCAAGGCUUCGGGUCUUGCGCACUGCACGAUUCUCCCUGUGGAAGCUGCUUGCAUGACUCAAAUGGAUACGCCAUGUAAUGAUACGUUGCCCGCGGUCGAUCCUGCCGGUAGUCUGUACCUGGUGUUUACAUCUGGCAGUUCCGGGCAGCCAAAGGGAGUGGCUAUCAGUCAUACGAACUUCAGCACGGGCAUCACCCACCAAGGUCGCACCCUCAAGCUGUCCACCUCCUCGCGCGUCUUUGAGUAUGCUUCUUACGCCUUUGAUGUCUGCUGGGGCACUAUUUUCGCAACCCUUGGGGCUGGUGGCUGUGUCUGCGUGCCCGAAGAGUCGGAGCGCCGUGGGGAUAUUAGUGCAGCAAUGCGUCGCCUUGGAGUGAACUACGCAAGCUUGACCCCCGCUGUCGCGCGGCUUUUGGAGCCUUCCCAGACCCCGCUUCUUCAAACACUCGUCUUGGCCGGGGAGCCUGUAUCCCAGGCGGAUGUGAAACGGUGGAGCCCACAUGUCCAUCUCAUCAAUGCUUAUGGCCCCGCAGAGACUACCGUAUGGGUGACUUUUGCGGACCUCAGCACGGAAGCUUCUACUCCUCCUAUUGGCAAGGGGGGUGCCUGCACCACUUGGAUUGUUGACCCCCAUCGGCCCGGCCAACUUGCCCCACUGGGGUGCGUGGGUGAGCUCUGGCUCGAGGGUCCGCUCGUUGGACGUGGUUAUUACCGAGACCCAGAACGAACAGCAGCCGCGUUCAUUCACAACCCGCAAUGGCUGGUUCAAGGGCCAGGGGGCGCUCAAGCCUCCGGCCGGCAAGGAAGGCUUUAUCGGACCGGGGACUUGGUCCGGUAUAUGUCUGACGGCUCCAUUGUCUAUGUUGGAAGAAAGGACAACCAAGUUAAGAUACAUGGUCAACGGAUGGAACUGGAGGAAGUAGAAAAGCACAUCCAACAGGCCAUUCUGGCCGGUGCAGCUGCAACUGCCGUUGUCCCUGUGGUGGCUGCUAUCGUCAAUCCCCGAGGAACUACCAAACCCAUUUUGGCAGCUUACCUCGCCCUCGGCAGCCUGGCAACGGGUCCCCUAGAUGUGGUUCGCACAACUCUCGUUGCUUAUAUCGCUCUCAUCAACCAGUCUUUGGAGCGUCAUCUGCCAACCUACAUGAGACCGAGCAUCUACAUCCCUGUCGCGGAGAUUCCCACAACAACAAAUGGAAAAUCCGACCGCAAAAAACUUCAGGCCAUGGCAGCCAGUCGCAGUCUGUCCGAAUGGGCAAGCCUUCAGCGCGCUGAGACACAAGAGUGCUCAGUAUCGUCUUCCGAGGAAAAGGAACUGCAAAGACUGUUCGCUGAAGUGCUUAACAUCGACCAAGGUCAUUUGGGUGUGAACGAAAGUUUCUUCUCACUCGGAGGCGAUUCGAUCACGGCAAUGCAGCUUUCGGCCAAAUCGAAGUCUGCUGGCGUCUACGUCACGGUGGGUGACAUCUUUAGACACAGAACCGUCGUGCAGCUGGCAAAGCACACGACCGAUGUCGCGGCUUCUUCCACGCAACUGACAGAAGUCACGGACGAUCUGUUUGAGCUCUCUCCUAUGCAGCAGUUAUUCUUCGCUUCGCAGGGUGAGUCCAAGAAUAUGGCUAGUCAGUUCCUUCUGGCGCGCGUGUCACAUCCCCUGAACCCGGGCGAUCUCCGACGCGGAAUCGAAGCUCUGACAGUACGCCAUUCCAUGCUUCGAGCUCGCUUUGUGGAAGACGCAGACGGGCUCUGGAAACAGAAGAUCCUGCCCAGCCCAACAGACUGCUUUGUUUUCAACACCCACCAGAUCACCACCCUGGGCGAAAUCAAUGGUCUUCUACAAAGCAGCCAGGAGUCACUUGAUAUCUCGCGAGGCCCUGUUCUAGCUGUUGACCUGAUUGACUCGAGUCAGAAUGGGCAGUUCUUGCUUUUGGUUGCCCAUCAUCUUGUGGCAGACCUUAUGUCAUGCAAAUUAAUCUUUAGGGAACUGGAGAACUACAUGAUCUCAGGGGGAAUCACCGAACCCCCUCCGUUCCCUUUCCAAUCCUGGGCUAUUCUUCAAGCAGAGCAUGCUCGGGAUAAUUUGCCCCCGCAUGUCGCGUUGCCCAACGGAUCAUGCCCCCCUAGGCAUGAUUAUUGGGGACGGGCACCUGAAUACAGCGAAAACACUCUCGGAAAUUGCGCUCGAGGUAGCUUUACGCUUGACCCACCUUCUACCGAGAUGCUAAUGGGCUCGGCGAACUCUGCAUUUAAUACACAUCCCGUGGAGAUCUUCCAUGCAGCUCUUCUGCACUCGUUUGCUGAGAUAUUCGACGACCGUGACCCACCUCCUUUCUUCGCCCAAGGCCAUGGCCGAGAAGUCUGGGAUCCUUCCAUUGAUCUUUCGAGAACUGUUGGCUGUUUUACCACUCUCUUCCCCGUUUCAGCUUCUAUCACACGAAGCAACAGACUUGCGGAGGUAGUGCGUUGUGUCAAGGAUACGCGACGGCUGAUACCAGACAAUGGCUCGUCCUACUUCACGUCCCGGUACCUCAACCCAGCUGGGAAACAGGCUUUCGAGAUUAAUGGCCCCGUGGAGAUCACAUUCAAUUACACGGGCCCAGACCAGCAGCCAGAACAACCGGGUGCUCUGUUCCAGCAGGCCGACAUCGGUCUUACAGACUCCCCUGCUGGUGCUAAGAAUCUUUCUCGGCUUGCGCUAAUUGAUGUUGUCGCAACUUUGACACAUGAUCAGUUACGUUUUGAGUUCAUCUACAACAAGGAGAUGAGCGGACAGGACAAGAUCAUUGAAUGGAUCCGCAAGUCUGAGUGUUCACUCAGGGCUGCAGCGGAAGAACUCCCGUUACUGAGUCCAAGCUACACUAUCUGUGACUUCCCGUUGCUUUCUCUUCGCGACACAAGUCUGGAUGAGCUUACGAACAGAGUGCUCCCCGAACUUGGCUUUUCACCCAGCCAGAUCGAAGACAUAUACCCCGCCUCCCCAGUUCAACAGGGCAUGAUGAUAAGUCAGGCCAAGAGCCCCGGGCUCUACUGGACUCGAUUGCGCUGGACGGUGCAGUCAACUUGCGAAUCCCCAAUUGAUCUCGGCCGCUUGGGGAGGGCAUGGCAACUUGUUGUGAGACGUCACUCGGUCCUGAGGACGAUCUUUAUUGAUGGCGUUGGACCUAGCAAGGUGAAGAACCAACUCGUACUCAAAGAUAUUCCGGUGGAUGUCAUGAUAAAAUACACCGAUGAGGAAGUACCCCCGGUACCAAUCAGCAAGGUGAAAUGGCACACCGAUCUGUCCGCCAGGAGAAAUCAACCGCAGCAUUCUCUGGUUCUGUUGCGAACGGAGUCUGGUCGCGUGUUUUGCGAUUUGGAACUCAAUCAUACCAUGUUUGAUGGGUAUUCUCUCAGCCUGAUGAGACAGGAAAUCUGUGCAGCGUAUACCGGUACCCUGCCCACGACACCCGCACCCUCAUACAAAGUGUACAUUGAUCAUCUACAAAAAUUGCCGAUCACUGAAGGGAAGCAAUUCUGGAAAACAUACCUCGGUGAUGCUCAGCCAUGUCACUUCCCAACGCCAUCCCAACCAGAUGCAUCGCCGGGCCCACAGAAUCGCACAGUGCUAUCAGUCUCGCUCGAUCCUUCCACUCACCAAGCCCUGCUUGCUUUCUGCCAGCAGCGCGGGGUCACAUCCUCGAACGUGCUUUAUUUGGCCUGGGGGCUUCUUCUUCGGGCUGUCACUGGUUCGGACAAAGUCUGUUUCGGCUAUGCUACGUCUGGGCGUGACGCCCCCUUCCCCGGUGUUGACAUGGUUGCUGGUCCUCUCAUCAAUAUGCUUGCCUGUGUCCUCGAUUUCGGGGCUGAUGCUUCUGUAUGGUCGGUUAUUCAAAAGGUUCAGCAAGACUAUCUCGCAGCGUUGCGAUACCAGUUCACCCCACUUGGCGAAGUGAUGGAGCUUUCUGGGAGUUUCGGCCAGGGGCUCUUCAACACUGCCGUAUUUGCUCAAGUGGGCCCCACUUGUAGGCAACGGAAUCAACACGACAUUUCAAUCGCAGACCAGACCGGCCGAGGAUCGCCAGAUUACGAUAUUGCCUUGGCAUUCUCCCAGGAUGAGAUCGAGACUAAGAUUUCGUUCGACUGCGCGGCCCUCACACUAUGUGAACAAGGAGCACAGAGCCUUGCGAGGCUGUUCCUUCGAGUUGUUGAGGACAUCAUCCUGGCCCCAGAUCAAAAAGCACAUCGCGUCAGUGUGAUCAGCGAGCAAGAUCUGCAGAGCCUCCAGACCUGGAAUCCAACAGGUUCCCAGACAAUUCAGCCUUGUGAGAGCGUAAUGAAACAGGGCGAGCCAUGCCGCAACCUGGACUCUCAGGCGAUUAGUGAAGGGACACUUGCCUAUUGA
Penicillium olsonii is the source of this 17841-nucleotide messenger RNA. NCBI's taxonomy places the organism in Eukaryota, Fungi, Ascomycota, Eurotiomycetes, Eurotiales, Aspergillaceae. The record is from the annotation of a GenBank genome assembly.